Messenger RNA from Neolamprologus brichardi, 584 nucleotides. RefSeq lists its product as uncharacterized. Lineage: Eukaryota; Metazoa; Chordata; Actinopteri; Cichliformes; Cichlidae. The record is from RefSeq and is a predicted model, not a curated record.
UUGUUCCAAACGCUGAGCUGCCAGCACGAAGACGCACCAUGUUCAGGAUUUCUCUAAUCGUCUAUGUUUCGCUGAUACUUGGCAUCACAGCAAAGCCUUGGAAUAAACUUUCAGAUGAAGUCUUCCAGAAAGCUGUCAUGUCUAUAGAUGAGAGAGGUAGGCCAGCCUGGGCAGUGGCAGUUGAGCCUCCUGAGGAUAUGGAUAGGACCCACUAUGAUAUUGACCCCAACAUGAAGAUCUGGAAGAGUAUGAGAGGCAGUGGACAGGAGAAAAAAUAUCUGAAGGCUGAGGAAGACCUGGAUGAGCUGUACCAUCCCUCAACGGGUAAUCUCCUCCGACGUCGAAACCAAAACUUGGAUGUCCCCCCUGUUGUCCAGGCUGAGCCGCUGAUACCUCAGAUGGCGGUUAAAAUUCAAGCCAGGGUUCACCUUGAGCCUGAGGAGGACAUGGAUGCUGUGUACCACAAAGAACCAGUCAGGCCGGUCUUUCACCAGGACAACAUCAGAGCUGCCUAUCCUCUCAAUUUUCCACCUCAGAAGCACACUGAGCCAGAGGAAGAUUUGGAUAUGAUCUACCAUCGCUGA